AUGUCAUUGAGCUUGAGCUUACUGAUGGUAAAUUUGUUCAAGAUCAUCAUUAUUGCCAUCAUAUGUGCCGCCACUCAGCAAUCACCCAUGGAUGUGCUAAGCUAUAUGCUACAAUCAAGGACACAGCAACAGCUGCCCACUUGUCCCCUCUGGCAAUGUGACUCCUCUUUCAAGAGACCCAAAGGAGAUGAGAACAGAUCUGAUAGCCAUCAGCAGGAAGUAUUGCACUACAUAGUGUUACAGGGUGCUACAGAGUGCUACAAAGCACUCAGUAGCAAAUUAUGUUUCUCCAAUCUAAGUACUCAGCUGAUCAGCACUUGUGACAAAAUGAGACAGCAAUAUUCAUUCAGCCAGGUGAAACAACAAGGAAGGAUGGAUCAUCAGACUCUACUUGCUGCUGCCCUCCUUAUCUCUGCUUGCCCCACCUUGAUCCUGCGAGCGUGA
Messenger RNA from Suillus bovinus, 444 nucleotides. RefSeq lists its product as uncharacterized. The coding region runs from base 1 to 444 and encodes 147 amino acids. The record is from RefSeq and is a predicted model, not a curated record. Lineage: Eukaryota; Fungi; Basidiomycota; Agaricomycetes; Boletales; Suillaceae. The transcript is spliced from 6 exons.